UUUUGUUCUUUUAAAAGGAAAAUAAUUGUUUAUAUAAAAAAAUAAUGAUUCUCCAGUAAAUAAAUAACUGUGGUUUAUCAAAGUAUAAUCAAUAAUUAUUGGUGCUAUUUGAAAAUUAUUAACUAACAUGGAUAUUGGAUGUAGCAUGGAUAUACUCAAGUUAAUCUUUCCCGAUGGAAUCCCAGAUUCUUGGGUGGAUAAUCCAACUUUUACCAAUCACUUAAACAAACUGGGACAAUAUAAUUUAGAAAAGCUUAGCAAAGAAUUGGAUCAUUUAAGCAUAGAGAAAGCCGGAAUUUUAAACCAGACGCAAGAUUUGGCGUUCUCAAAUUACAAAACUUUUAUCCAAACUGCAGAAUGUUCAAGAGAACUUUUUCAACAAUUCCAGAAAACAGAAAGUUCGUUAGAUUCGCUACUUGAAGGGGUGCCUAAAUUUGUGAACGAAUGUGAAGAGUUUAUGAAAAAAUGCGGGGAAAUAAAGGUGAAAAGGCAAGUCAACAGUAUCAGCCUUUUGAAGCACGGCUCGAUACUGCAGCUGCUCGAAGUCCCCCAGCUCAUGGACACCGUAGUACAGGAAGGCCUGUACGAUGACGCCCUAAGACUCGCCUCUUUCGUACGAAGGAUAGCCAAAACCCAUCAAAACAUUCCUGUCAUUCAGAGUUUGCUCAUUGAAAUAGAACAAUGUUGGAUCGGAUUAAUGGAAAAGUUAAUUAUGGAACUUCACUCGGAACUGCAGCUCCCGAGGUGCCUGCAAGUCGUCGGCGUCUUGAGACGAAUGGGCAUUUUAAGCGAAUUGGAUCUCAGGCUUAAAUUUUUACAGGCUAGAGAUUCUUGGUUUAGUUCCGUUCUCAAACAGAUCAACAAAGAAGAACCGCAACAUCUCAACAAAAUAAUAGACGUGUAUAGGACACAUAUGUUUAAUAUUAUAACUCAAUAUACAGUUGUAUUCCCUGAACAGGAAAACUCCCUGACAACCAAUACUCAACAUUUUAAUGAUUAUUCAAUACUCCAAGAAUGGAUAAAUAAUAAGGUCAAUGAGUUUGUGGCUGUGUUAGAAAAAGAGUUAUCUUCGUGCAAUGACGCCGUGGGAUGUUUAGAACAAGUGAUGUAUUUUGGCCAGUCGCUCGGCCGCGUCGGUUCAGACCUACGAGCCCUUGUCGCACCCGUUUUCGUAAAAAGGCUUACGCAAGCUCUCAUCUCUCAGAUCCAAGAAGCGACUUUACAAUUCACAUGCGAUAUGAACAAAUUUUCUUUAGAAAGCUCGUUAAACAAAGUGCAAACUUUACCGCAAUUAAACGAGCCACAGAGCGAUGUAUCUCCUCCUUUAGAUCUGAGCCUUUACUAUCCUCUUGGGCGUUACGCCAAUAGUUUGGCAUCUUGCUUUAACCAAUUAAAAUUGUGUGCUCCUCUUUGCAUUGCUCAGCCAUUUACGAGGUUACUCGAACAAGCAUUAACUACUGUCGCUACGACUAUUGCUCAGUUUUAUAGAAGGGAACAACAAGCAAUGACGAAAGAGGAAAUGGACUUGCUUUCAAAAAUGGUCGUUUGCUUCAACGAAUGUUUUGUGCCUUAUGUUCAAAGAUGCCUCCAUUUAUUGUUUUCCCCCGUCGAAAUUGCCACGUUCUUGUCUGUUCCGGUUUACAAGCUCCAGGAACAGAAACUGACAUUUUUCGAUAUGGAUCAUAUAUCGGCGCCGAUCAAUCAUCUCCUCCCUGUUACUAAAAUAGACAUAGCGGCGAUUGUCAUGAAUCAGAAAAAAGAGGACGCGGCGAAGAUUGAUAGCAAGUCAGAAUCAAUAGCAGAAGAUGAAAAUCAAACAGAUAAAGAAAUAAAAGUAUCAUAACAAAAAAACAAAAAAAUACUUAAGAAAUAACUGUGAUUUUUUAAAUCCAAUCAU
Messenger RNA from Cimex lectularius (bed bug), 1897 nucleotides. It is a transcript of the gene Cog8, whose product is annotated as conserved oligomeric Golgi complex subunit 8. Gene Ontology annotation, cellular component: COG complex. The transcript has 10 exons. The record is from RefSeq and is a predicted model, not a curated record. Gene Ontology annotation, biological process: intra-Golgi vesicle-mediated transport. Lineage: Eukaryota; Metazoa; Arthropoda; Insecta; Hemiptera; Cimicidae. The coding region runs from base 128 to 1843 and encodes 571 amino acids.